Ustilaginoidea virens is the source of this 1950-nucleotide messenger RNA. RefSeq lists its product as uncharacterized. Gene Ontology annotation, cellular component: nucleus. The record is from RefSeq and is a predicted model, not a curated record. Gene Ontology annotation, molecular function: ubiquitin protein ligase binding; ubiquitin binding. Bases 1 to 1950 code for a protein of 649 amino acids. The transcript is spliced from 4 exons. Gene Ontology annotation, biological process: ubiquitin-dependent protein catabolic process. NCBI's taxonomy places the organism in Eukaryota, Fungi, Ascomycota, Sordariomycetes, Hypocreales, Clavicipitaceae.
AUGUUGCUCCGACUUCGUGGGCCGGAUGGCAUGGUCAGAUUGACGGUCGAGCAAUCAAUGACGUUUGGUGAGCUGGGGCGCCAGUUGUUGCCGCAACUUCCCAGCUCCGUCGAUCCCUCAACCGUCACGCUAUCCAAUGCGCCGAAUGGAGGUGACGCAAAGGUCUUGGCCGACAUUGCAAAGUUCAAGGUUGGGCAAAUCGGGCUAAGACAUGGCGACUUGAUUUUCAUCGACUACAAGCAUGCUGGAAGCGCAACCAACGGCGCCACAAAUGGCGAGCCCUCGUCGCUGCCGACCUCGGCGAGACUCAACGGCAAACCCGUGCUGCCCCUCGAAGACGUGCCCAUCAAUCCAUCCCCCAAGAGAAUUUCCAAGCCUUGGGAAACGGUCCGACAAUCUGCGCUCGAUGAUCGAUUAGACAAGCUAGACGGCAAGAUUGCCAGGGGGCGGGAUAAAAUGUGUCGUCAUGGACCCAAAGGCAUGUGCGACUACUGCCAGCCUCUCGAUCCGUUCGAUCCGGCCUAUCUCGCGGAGAAGAGAAUUAAGUACCUAUCGUUUCAUUCGCUUCUCCGGAAAACCAACUCGUCGACAAACAAGCCAGAGCUGGGCAGCUCGUACAUCCCUCCCCUUGUGGAGCCUUUUUAUCGAGUCAAACGGGAUUGUCCCGCGGGACAUGCUCCAUGGCCCGAAGGCGUGUGCACAAAUUGUCAACCAAGCGCCAUCACUCUCAACCCGCAGCCGUUCCGUAUGGUGGAUCACGUCGAGUUCGCAUCGCCAGCCAUUAUCGACAACUUCAUCGACGCAUGGCGCAAGACUGGCGCCCAACGCAUCGGCUUUCUCUACGGACGAUACUCGGAGUACACAGAGGUUCCCCUGGGGAUCAAGGCUGUUGUAGAAGCCAUAUACGAGCCGUCGCAGGUAGACGAGGUUGACGGGAUAACACUCAACGCCUGGGAGAAUCAGAAGGAGGUGGAACACGUUGCGCGUCUCUGCGGUCUCGAGCCGGUCGGCGUCAUCUGGACUGACUUGCUCGAUGCUGGCCGCGGCGACGGGUCCGUUAUCUGCAAGCGACAUGCCGACUCGUACUUUUUAUCUUCCCUCGAGGUCUGCUUUUCCGCAAGACUCCAAGCCCAGCACCCCAAGGCCACCAAGUGGAGCGACACGGGCCGGUUUGGCUCCAAUUUCGUCACGUGCGUCAUUACUGGCAACGAGGAGGGCGAGAUUGGCAUCUCGUCGUACCAGAUGUCGAACGAAGCGGUGGAGAUGCUGAGGGCCGAUAUCGUGGAGCCGUCCGCUGACCCGACCGUCAUGCUGGUUCGAGAUGAAGAAGAGGAUGACGGCUCGGCGAGUCGAACUCGGUACAUCCCCGAGGUCUUUUUCCGCAAAAAAAACGAGUACGGGGUCAGCGUCCAGGAGAACGCGAAACCCUCCUUCCCAGUAGAGUAUCUUUUCGUCACCCUCACUCAUGGGUUCUUGGCCGAGCCCAAGCCAGUCUUUGUCCAGCCGAGGUUCCCCAUUGAGAACCGCGAGUAUUUUGGAGAGAGCCAAGAUUAUUCCGCUCUUGCCACAGCUCUCAAGCCAUCCUCGGGCCGCACGGGCGAUGACGGCCAAGAGGUUUCCAACUUUCAUCUGCUUUGCUUUGUCCACCAGAUGGGGAUUCUAUCCAAGGACGAGGAAGCCUUGCUAUGCCGAGUCGCGAGCCAACAUGACCUGGCCGACUCGUUCCAGCUCCGUUCAACAGAGGGUUGGCAGACUCUGCAAGCCAUCCUCCAAUCGGCCGGUGAGCGACUCCCCAAGCGUCCACGGCAUGGUGAAGACGCCGCCAUCUGCGUGGACUCCCCUGCUUUUGCCUCGUCGUCGCCUCAAUUGAGAGCGCAGCCGUCGGGUGAGCCACUGACUAAACGUUUUGCUGCCUUCAGGCUGAACAAUCCACGGACGCCGAUUAAAUAA